CUUUGCAAUUCCCUCUCAAUAUUCCUCUGUUGCUAUAUUCAAUGUUCCUUUUCCCUGAAAUUGUUACAGAAGAAAACAGGUGUCAGAUUUUGACUGGGCCCUCCCACCUCAACGCUCUUUGAAGAGUCUGUGCACCACUGGAAGAAGAAGUAUCUCCGCAAGGAAAUCUAGAAGAAGCUGUGAAAAUGUCUCAGCCAAGAGCGGAUGACACCAGUGUCCGAUUUUCCCCGGAGCUCUCAGAAGGGGAGAAAGAAGCCACCAGGAGCAGGAAGGUGAAAGUCCUGGAGUGUCUCAACAACCUGGGUGUUUCCUGCGAUGAGAAGACCAUGCCCAAUAUCGCCGUGCUAGGAUCGGGCGGGGGCCUGCGGGCCACAAUCGCCCUUCUGGGAACCUUGGCGGAGAUGAAGAAACAAGGCCUGCUGGACGCUGUCAUGUACCUGUGCGGGGUGUCGGGUUCCACCUGGUGCAUGUCCUCCCUCUACAGCGAGAAGGACUGGGCAGAGAACGUAGAGACGCUGGAGGAAAAACUAUGUAAUGAUCUUUGCUGGACUCCAAUUGAUCUAAAAAAAGAGUUGGAUUCGGCGGCAAAGGCAGCUGAAGAUAAACUCUUCUCUCUGACCGAUGUCUGGGAAGCGUUCGUUGUCAAAAGUAUAUUGAAACUGCAUGAUGAGACAAAGUUAUCUGAACACAAGGCUGCCUCCAGUAAUGGGAUUAACCCGUACCCCAUCUAUGCAGCAAUAGAACAGAACACAUUUGACAAAGAUCAUACAAGUCCAGGGGCCUGGUUUGAAUUCACCCCCGAUGAGUCUGGCUUUCCCGGCCUGGAUGUAUUCGUGAGAACUAAAGCUUUGGGAAGCAAAUUCCAGGGUGGGAAUUUGACAGCACCACAGGAAGAGAAAGACAUCAGCUACUUGCAAAGUCUCUGGGGAAGUGCCUUGGGAAGCAUGCAGGAAAACAUACACUAUUUAAUAGCACACGUUAUGGCGCUAUUCCAAGGAGUCCAGAAACCUUUGGAUUCUCAAGGGAAGGAAGUCGAGAAUUCUGAAGUGAUGAGACUUGGAAACAAUUUAGAUGAGUUUUUGAAGACCCUUGAAAGCGCAUUUUGGAACAUGAUUCAAUCUAUCAUAAAACCACAACAGAAAGAUGCAGCACUCCUCCCAAAGUACCUGAAUUUAUGCUUGAAGUUGAUGACCUGUUUCAAAAAAUGGACAUGGGGGAGCACCAACAACUUUCUGUAUGAAAACGACAACGUCCAUACCGAUGGCUUGGACAAGCGCGAAGUCCUCAACUUGAUCGACGCUGGCGUGGCUAACAACUGCGCCUACCCGCUGGUCCUCCGCCCGGCCAGGCGCGUGGGGCUGAUCCUCUCCUUCGACUUCGGCAUCAAGGAACCCUUUGAGACCCUCCAGAAGGCGUCCAAGUAUUGUGAGGAAAAUCAGAUCCCAUUCCCCCCGAUAGAUCCAGAAGUGAUUAAGGACCAAGACAACCCCUCCAAUUGCUACGUCUUUGAAGGAAAGGGCACUCCCACCGUCAUGCACUUCCCACUCUUCAACACGAAAAACUGUCCAGGACCACAAGAAAUUACAAAGACCAGAAUCACGUUUCCCACCCUUCGUAUGUCCUACACAAGGCAAGAGAUGGAAGAACUCCUCAACAAGGCGAAGAGGAACGUGACCGAAAACAAGGAGAAGAUUCUGGAGCAGAUCCGGAGGAUUGUGUCUUCUCCCACCAGGGGAUUUUAAAACCACCUCUCUUUUUGGUUCACGAAACACAGAAAAAUCUUUGCCUGACUUACACACGACACUAUACAUCAGGGUUGGGCAAUACAUUGGCGGCGGUUCACCGGGGUUAGCCCCUGGUGGGCCGCGGUCACUAUAUUUAACUGCACCUCCACAGGUACGGGCGGCCGCAGCUCCCAUUGGCCGGGGGCAGUGAUCUGCCACCAAUGGGAGCUGUGAGCCCCGUACCUGCAGAGGCGCCAGUAAAUACGCCGGUGAGGGGCCUGCCAGAUCCGAUCCGGCCAUAGGCUGGUGUUUGCCCACCCCUGCUGUACACUGUGCGCAUUCAGAACCAAACUGUAGUAGGGAAAAGUGGGUUAGAUUCACAAAGGGAUUUAGGCACCGAACUGCCCUGUAGGUAGCCCCAGAUUUAGGCACCUCAAGACUCUUGAUCAGCUGUCACAAAACACAGAACUCCCUCAGCACCUAAGAUGUUGCCGGGGCAUCUCCUAGGUACCUAGAUUUCUGCCUCAGGGCCUGUGUCCCGCAGCCCCAUCCCCCCGGCCCAGUGCCCAAGGCCCAGGGACUCUUAAAACCAGAACAGAGGUGUCACCUGACACAAGGCAGGUUUCAGCCACAGCUGAGUGUGGGGCAGGUGAAUCCCAGUGGGGCCCGGCGGCUGGGCUUCCCCUGCGGAAUAGGGCAGCUGGGAGCCAAGGCCUUUUGUGAAUGUCGCCCUCCAAUUAGUAACAUGUCCCGAGGGGGAGAGAUGGGAGUGUGUAGAUAGAUAGAUAGAUAGAUAGAUAGAUAGAUAGAUAGAUAGAUAGAUAGAUAGAUAGAUGGGGGUGUGGAGAUAGGUAGAUAGAUAGGAGGGAGGGAAUGUAAGGAGGUAGAUAGUACUUGAUGAUUAUUAGAUGGGCAUAUACAAUAGUUAACAGUGAUAAGGCUACAUAGAUAAAGUCAUAUAUAAAAGAUAAUAUUCAUAUACAAUAUCUUAUGCUAGAUUCAUAUGUAAUAGGUUAGGACAGAUGAACAGAUAGACGCCUGGAAGGAGGUGUGGGGGUGGCUAGUAUGUGAUUCUCCCUAGAUGGAUAACUAGAUAUAGGGUAGUUCCUCGUGAAAUAGCGAGAUACAUUCAUAUCCAGAGAGAGUUGCUAAGACUCUCAUACAGACACAUUGGUUCGUCGGUGUUCACACGGCAUCACUCUAGGUUGACUCCAUCAUGUGAUAUCAUGGGGCCCAUUGUGCUAGGAGUGGUUUUGUCUUGUGCACACCAAUGUCCCCACAACUCAAAGCACUUGCCAUCAGGCCGACAGGGGCGCUGCACGGAUUCCGGGCCUGGCCGCUGCCUGAUGAGUACCCGUCUCUGCGGGAUCUCACCGGGGUGUCUCCUGGUUUUCGGAAGGAAAGGAGAUGAGAAAAGAGACUCCUGGCGAGUGGCGAGGCCUCAGUCUCGUUCCCACCCUGGGGAGAUGUGGGGUAACCGCACUGCCGCUGAUGUUGUUACUCCAUGUUCCCAGAGGUUGGAAUCCGCAUGGUUCUUUACAAUCGGGAGCUUUUUAUUGCCUGUUCUGCCCAAGUCGUGGGUGGGGUGUUUGUGCUGGGUGUGACAAUACGACUUUCCUACCCUCUUUACUUCUGUGUGAUGAAUAUUACAGAAAUAAACGCGAAUGCCCAUUAUUUUUUAGCCUGCGGACUGGCAAUCAAAAUAGGCUUGGGAAAUGGGUUGAGAAUAGCCCACUUUUUCACAUCAAAGAAUUUUUUUAAAAUUUACUCUUCAGCACUAAGUCGUUCAUAACAUCCUCCUUAUUUAUUUCGGAGAGUAGGUCCUUCUCACAUGACGUUAACAUGAAGGAUUCACGAUGUGACUGUGUAAGACAAUUUCCCAAUUUGUUCAGAAUAUACUUCAGCUUUGAAAAAGACCUCUCCCAGGAUACCUGCGUUGCAGACAAGGUUAGUACAUAUUUGUACACUAGAAAGACAUGCCUAUAGGCCAGCGUGUGCAAAUCAAACUUGUCCCAAACAUGGUAACAACAUGCCAUGCAGCUUUUGCAGGAUUUACAUUUUUGGAGAGCAGUUUCGUUGCAAUCGUCGCUAUUCUCAAUAGUGUCAUUUAAGACAUCUUUGAUAAGCGUUGACCUGAAUUUGCUCCAUUUCCUUGUGAAAUCCAUCAUUUCUAUAUGCAAUAUUUCUUUUGAGAUAGAGUUGCUAAUUUUUUUAACAACUCACUUCAUUUUUCAAAUGCAUUUUCGGGGAGAUUGUUUAGAAUAUUUUUUAAAUUCUUCAAAUCCAAAUAAGAAAAUUCUGUGUAAAGAUUUUGGUGUUUUAGAUACCUCGUAUUGAAACUGCUGACUACGCUAUCCAUUGUAACCUUAUACACAUUUAUGCGAUAAGGUUCUUUGGCAUUUCUUAGUGUUUCAUUCGAACGAAAUUCCCCAGGUAACUUUUUCUGUAUUCUAGUCUAUUUUUCUUUACAAUCUGUUUCAAUAAACAUAUCUACACUUUUGAUU
Messenger RNA from Pelodiscus sinensis (Chinese soft-shelled turtle), 4228 nucleotides. Its product is annotated as cytosolic phospholipase A2 gamma-like. Gene Ontology annotation, molecular function: calcium-dependent phospholipid binding; calcium ion binding. Gene Ontology annotation, biological process: glycerophospholipid catabolic process. Gene Ontology annotation, cellular component: nucleoplasm; nuclear envelope; cytosol. The record is from RefSeq and is a predicted model, not a curated record. NCBI's taxonomy places the organism in Eukaryota, Metazoa, Chordata, Testudines, Trionychidae.